Molecule: messenger RNA, 1216 nt
Organism: Macrobrachium nipponense
Lineage: Eukaryota; Metazoa; Arthropoda; Malacostraca; Decapoda; Palaemonidae
Product: glutamate receptor-like
Exons: 5
Coding region: 66-731 (221 amino acids)
Source: RefSeq, a predicted model, not a curated record
GGCUCCCAGAACUGGAUGGAGGUCGCAUUUUGUUUGUCGUCUGGUUUUUGGCAUCGCUGGUUUUCAUGACCUCGUAUGGGGGCAUCCUGACGGCAAUGCUGACGGUGCCCACUUUCAGGAUACCCAUCGACUCAGUCGAGGAUAUGGUGCGGCAGACAAAAAUACCCUGGAGGCUCGAAGUGGGCUCUUUCAUGUACCAGUUGUUUAGAGACUCUGAAAACGAGAUCUACAAGAAGGCCUACCUUGGAAGCGGAGCCAUGCAAGGCGGAUGCUGGACCAACAAAGAUGAGAUACGCAAUGGUGACUACGUAGCCGUGUGUAUCAAGAUCAUGGCUUUAUCCGCCAUGGCCUGGGAUUUCGGAGAGACGGGCAAAUGCCACAUGUACCUGGCCAAGCAACCAGUCUACCAGAUGAAUUUAGGAGUGAUGAUCAUGCAGAAGAACUUCAUUUAUAGGGAGCAUUUUGAUGAUAUCAUUUUGAGGCUUCAGGAAGCCGGAAUCUUCAGCAAAUGGUUGGUGGACGAGAUACGCAACGUCAGCCAAUGCCUCCUGCCCCCCGGAAGCGACAUGGGUGAAGCCCUACCCCCCGCCCUCCCUCUCGAUUCCUUGUACGGGACUUUCUUGUUGCUCCUUGGGGGUCUGGUGAUCUCAGGCGUGGCAUUUGUCCUGGAACUAUUGAGUGAGCGAUUCAGUCUUUCAUGCAAAGAAUCUGGAGAUCAGUUCGGCCAUUAAUCGAUUUGAAGGACUGAUGAGAGACGGGAAACAAAGGACGAUGGAACCGAAAUGUGCAAUGAGACAGUGACCCUCGGACACGAAUUCUGACAUCUUUAAGCAUUCUCUACCGCAAGAAUUCCCAACUGACCUUUCCACCUCCAUUGUUAUCACACGUGGGCCCAGACGAUAAUAUUGGUGGCAGAGCUGAAGACACACAAUUGUAAUAAAGACGCCAUUCAAGAAAAAAAACAUCAGUUACUUGGCGCAAAAUCUGGCAGGAAGGUGCUAGAAGCUGCCAGCAAAUACUCUCGCUUGUCACCGGCUUUAGUUCACUUAUCUAUAACUAUUGAUUUGUUUGAGAUGUGGUCACCUACUGAUCAUUUUUUUCAUCUUGUAAGGAGAUAGAAACAGGUAUAGCAUCAUUGUAGACACGUUAGCUGUUUACGAAGAAUGAUAUACUCGCUUCUCAGGAUGGUGAAGUUUCUAUGCAUCAAAAAGUCCAU